This is a messenger RNA of Clupea harengus (Atlantic herring), 10374 nucleotides long. It is a transcript of the gene otog, whose product is annotated as otogelin. Bases 1 to 9363 code for a protein of 3120 amino acids. NCBI's taxonomy places the organism in Eukaryota, Metazoa, Chordata, Actinopteri, Clupeiformes, Clupeidae. Gene Ontology annotation, molecular function: alpha-L-arabinofuranosidase activity; protein binding. The record is from RefSeq and is a predicted model, not a curated record. Gene Ontology annotation, biological process: L-arabinose metabolic process. Gene Ontology annotation, cellular component: extracellular matrix. The transcript has 50 exons.
AUGACAUGCCGCUCGUGGGGGCAGUACAACUUUGAGACCUUUGAUGGUCUCUAUUUUUACUACCCUGGCAAAUGCACUUACACUCUGCUGAGGGACUGUGAGGACACCACACAGUCCAGUGUGCUCAUUCAGGUCCACAAUGACCCGGGCUGUGGCUCCUUUCCAUACACUUGUGCCCGGUCCAUCAGCCUCUUUCUGCCAUGGGAGGGGGAGAUCAGGUUGCAAAACUUCACGGUUACCUUUAAAGGCCAAAGUGUUCAGCUCCCGUUUCACAUUCACGACAUCGAAUUGGAGAGGAUAUCUCAGUACAUCCUGGUGACUCAGCGUCAUGGCUUCACUCUGGCGUGGGAGGGCUACAGUGGAUCGGUCUACAUCAAGAUGAGUCCAGAGUACGUCGGCAGGACCUGUGGGUUGUGUGGAAAUUUUAAUGCCGAUGUUCAAGAUGAUCUGAAGACCAGCUAUGGCAUUGUCACUGAAGAUGUGGCCAUGUUUGGGAACAGUUGGACUGAAGAGGAGCCCAAUCAGGCCAGCUGUGCCAUGGUGCCCUCACUGUACCCCUCCCCCUGUGCAGCGCAGGAUGCCCACACCCUUUUGAAAGUUGAAGAAGUUUGUGCAACACUGAUGAAGGACCCUUUCAAAUCGUGUCAUGAGUUUGUCAGCCCUUAUUCUUUUAUGGCCAGUUGCUCAAAUGAUCUAUGCCUGUCUGGUCCCAGCGGUGAUGAAGUAUGCCAAGUAUUUACUGAGUAUGCCAGGGCCUGUGCCCAUGCUGGCCACACGCUGCACGACUGGAGGUCUCACAUACAACCGUGUGCUAUCUCCUGCCCAAUGGAACUCGUCUACAACGAAUGCAUCACCUGCUGUCCCAUAUCCUGUAACGUAGAGAGGAUGUGCAUCGACAGCAAGCUCCAGUGUCUGGACGGAUGUUACUGCCCUGAUGAUCUAAUCUUCGAGGAUGGGAGCUGUGUCAAGGCCUCGGACUGCCCCUGCGAGUUCCAUGGCAUGCUCUACUCCUCUGGACAAGUGGUGCAGGAGGAGUGCAACAACUGCACCUGCCUGGGGGGAGUGUGGGACUGCACUGAGUACACCUGUCCAGGAGAAUGCUCAGUCACUGGCGAUAUGUACUUCCAGUCCUUCGAUGGGCGUGUUUACACCUUCCCAGCCACAUGCCAGUACGUCCUGGCAAAGAGUCGCAAUUCUGGAAAAUUUACUAUCACCAUUCAGAACUCACCUUGUGGACCAAAUCUGGAUGGGGCUUGCAUCCAAUCAGUUAACCUGGUUGUUGACGAGGAUCCAAGGACAGAGAUUACAAUGAGCCACAUUGGCGAGGUCUUCGUGUCUAGCCAGUACCGAAUCUCCUUGCCCUAUUCAGACGAUGUGUUCCAUAUCCAGGAACUGUCCAGCAUGUUCCUGCAGGUGCAGACCUCACAGGGCUUGAGGCUGCAGUACAACUGGCGGGAGUUCCGCUUGUACCUGCAGGUCUCUGAGCUGUGGAAGGAGGACACAGUGGGCCUGUGCGGGACCUUCAAUGGGAACAUUCAAGAUGACUUCCUGUCUCCAUCUGGAAUGAUAGAGAGUACUCCACAGCUGUUUGGCAAUGCCUGGCGUGUGCCCUCUGCUUGUAUGCCCAGUGUCAGCCUGCCACAGUUGGACCCCUGUGAUAUCCACCAGCAGACGGCGUCCUAUGCGGCUCAGAUGUGCGACAUCUUAAACCAGGGCCUGUUUGCGCCCUGCCAUGCGUACCUGAGCCCCGUACCCUUUCACCAGCAGUGCCGGGCAGACACCUGUAAGUGUGGGCAGCCCUGCCUCUGCUCUGCCCUGGCACACUACGCCCGCCACUGCCGACGCUUCUCCAUCAUCAUCGACUUCAGAGCUCAGGUGUCCGACUGUGCUAUUACAUGCCCAGAGACAAUGGAGUAUGGCACGUGUGUGUCUGCCUGCCAGCGGCGAUGCCAGUUCCUCUCCAUACCCCAGCUCUGCGAUCAGGAGUAUAAGACGUGCCCCCCUGGCCAGCGGUAUCACGAGUGCGGUGAGGUGAUGUUCAACUCAGUCCCGAGCAAAGGAGUGGCCUGUGAGGAGACGUGCGAGUCUUACCUGCUGAACCUCACCUGCUCUGCACACGAGCCCUGCAUCCCCGGCUGUGUCUGCCCAGAGGGCCUGUUGAAACAUGGAGAUGAGUGUUUCCCGCCAGCAGCCUGCCCCUGCCUCUGGAAAGGGAAAGAGUACUUCCCUGGAGACCAAGUCACAUCUCCAUGUCACCAGUGCGUUUGCCAGCAUGGAACGUUCCAGUGUGUCUUCCAGCCUUGCCCUUCAAUGUGCACUUCUUAUGGAGACCGUCAUUACCGCACUUUUGACGGACUGCUGUUUGAUUACGUCGGUGUGUGUAAGGUGUAUUUAGUGAAGAGUAGUGUGGAGUCAAUGCUGAGUGUAUCAGCUGAGAAUGUGGACUGUUAUGAAAGUGGAGUGAUCUGUCGAAAGGCAUUGCUCAUCACCAUUGGCAGAUCUGUCAUUGCCUUUGAUGAUGAUAGUGGCAAACCUAGCCCGUCAAGUGUGAUGGACAGGAGGCAGAGCAUGUACAUAUGGCAGGCAGGCUACUUCACCAUUGUGCACAUCCCCGAGGUGGACGUCACUGUGCUGUGGGACAGGAAGACCACCAUCCACAUCCAGGCUGGACCUCGCUGGCAGGGUAAGCUGUCAGGUCUCUGUGGGAACUUUGACCUGAAGACAGUGAAUGAAAUGAGAACUCCAGAGAAUAUCGAUUCUUCAACCGCGCAAGAGUUUGGAAACAGCUGGACCGCUGCUGAGUGUGUUAAUAGUCCUGACAUCAGACACCCGUGCAGCCUGAGCCCGCUGCGAGAGCCGUUUGCUAAGAAGCAAUGUGGGAUUCUACUCAGUGAAGUUUUCCAAGUCUGCCACCCAGUGGUGGAUGUGACAUGGUUCUAUAUGAACUGUCUGGCAGAUACCUGUGGCUGUAACAGAGGUGGGGAUUGUGAGUGUUUCUGCACCAGUGUGGCAGCAUACGCCCACCAGUGUUGCCAGCAGGGCAUCAGUGUGGACUGGCGCACCCCCUCAAUUUGCCCAUACGACUGUGAAUAUUACAACAAAGUUCUGGGCAAAGGGCCUUUCCAGUUGACCACGUACAGGGAGAGGGACACAGUGAUUGCAGCCAACAGGACCAGUGGAGUUGUUCUGCCCAGAAGGAGAUCCAUUGCCGCCCGCGGGCUCCUGUCCAUGUUCAUGAUGACCCCAGGCCUCAGCAAAGAGCGACCACAUGAUACAUCACUUGUGUCUUUCGAGGCUGUGGACAGACCAAACUACUUCCUGCGAGUGGACAGGGGUGGACAUCUUAGACUGGCCAAGUGGCAGGACAAAGAGGCCUUCCUGGACGAGUGCACGUUCGCCCUGCACCGGGACACCUGGAUCUCUGGCUAUGACUCUCUGGAGUCCUUCUCCAAGCCAGGCUUCUUCAUGCACUACAUGCUCUCCUGGGUUCACCUCAUGAAGUACAACCACUCAGAUGGCUUCCGCAGAGCCACGCUCUUUAGGCUAACAGCUCCAUCCCCAGAGUACCAGAUUGGUCCGCGGUGCCAGUGGCGGUACGAGUCGUGCGUCAGCCCCUGCUUCAGGACCUGCAGCGACCCGUCGGGCAAGAGCUGCGUCACUAUUCUAAAAGUGGAGGGAUGUCUCCCUCUCUGUCCUGCUCACAUGGUCCUGGAUGAGGUCACCCAGAGAUGCGUCCAUCUGGAAGACUGCACUAAGCCCCCAGUUGCCGUGCAGCCCAUUACUCCGUCCAGCACGGCGGCAACACCUGCAGCUGUCACUUCUGCCACCACUACAACCACUUUGGCCCCCUCCACCACACGUGCCACUCCCCCCUCCACCUCCUCCGCCCCCUCCACCUCCAGCCCGGCUGCAGAGACCUCCAGCACCACGGCACGAGCCCCAACCACCAGCACCGACAAAGUGGUCCCUCCAACCACUACCAUUACCACUGGAGUGUCAAGAGUGACAACCGAACCAACAACAACCAGCAAGCCUGCUGUGCCAACUGGUGUGUCUGAAUCCUCCUCUCCGACAGUCAGACCGGACGUGGCGGAAUCUGUGACAACUGUGAGGACAUCUGCAGCCUCGCCCUCCAGCCCUGUGGGCACCACAGAGAGAACCACCAGGACACCCAGCCCCUCACCCACUCCUGUUUCUGCCAGCACUCAGAGGACAACUCCAGUCUCCCCCACAUCACUCUUCUGGCUGACCUCCUCUACAGCCAGGACGGGCAUCACCUCACAACUCCCCACUAGUGCCACCAGUGCCACCAGCGCCACCAGCGCCCCCUCACCCCCAUCCCCUACUGUGGCUGAGAUCACCAGCCCUACUGAGGGGCCCACCAGGGCAAGUACUCUGCCUGUACUCCCAGUCUCCACGACCAGGGUCACCACUGGGGCCACGUCCAGCACUGCUAGGGUCUCUCCCCACAUUACCACCUCCAGCACCAGGCAUACCACAGCAUCCGAGCCUUCAGCGGUGACCCACAGGUCAACAGCCUCUACAGUCUCCUCUACCACAGCUGCCACCAGAGCUCCAGAGACACCAAGUACAUCUGAGCACACUACACCAUCACUCAAACCAACCCCUGCAGCUGAGACUAGGACUACUGUAUCUUUUACAUCAACGAUAUACUCACUAGCAACUUCCCCCACUCACACUGUAGCUACUACUACUGUAAAGACUAUUCCGGAAUCCACUACAGAAUCAACCACACCCAGUCAGACUUUCACUACUGUGAAGACAACACCACCUAUGGCCCCUGAGCCGCAGACCACUCAGCCUGUCAGCUCCACAGUACCAACAGAGCAGACAGUACGAACAUCCCCCACAGAACCUCGGACAUCAACAACAGCCAUUCCCGAGCCGUCCUCCUGGACACCUGAUACAUCUCCAACAAGGACAACAACAUCAGCAGUGCCUGCAUCACCUACUUCAGAGCAAACAGCUACAACUAAGAAAACUACGACUGUGGUCACUCCAACAGCACUUUCUCCUCUGAGCACUCGUUUUACCGCUUCAACGCGACCACCUGAGGUAACGGCUACCAAAAAGCUAACAACUGCAAGAGAAACACCGUCACCUACUGCAUAUACCUCAAGAACAUCCUGGUCACCAGGGGUUUCAACCACUGAAAAGAUUACGGAGACCUCUGCGUAUGUCACUGUGGACUGGGCGCAGACUACAACCAGCCGACUGACCACUUCCCACACCACUCCUGUCCAGCCUGUUUCUACUGGAAUUUCCUCAACCACAAGACUUCCAGAGAGAUCCACAACAGCAGAGCCCAUUCAUACAGUCUCCACAACUACUCUUCCAACAUCAACGCAAACAGAGACCACAUCAGCAUUACCAACUUCUGCUGUGUCCCAGGUGCCAUCCACAAAGACCACAACAUACAGACCAGCUGUGGAGGUCACCAGCACCACGUCCCAGCCCAGCACACGGAGAACGACAGACUGGCAGACACCUGGCUAUCCAGAAACUUCUUCCACCCCCAUUCCUGUCACACAGAGAGUGACCUCAACAACCAAGUCUGUCACAUCACCCGUCACCACAGGUGAGGCCACAUCCAUGACGACCAGCACAGCUCCUCCAAGCCCCUGGGCUACGACAAGGGUUGCCACGUCAGUCACAGGACCAACUCUCUCAGCAACAACAACAACAAAAUCCACAACAACCACGGAGAGAGCGACCAGCCGAAUUCCAACAAUCACAACAACAAUUCCAGAGGUGACGACAAAAGACAGACUCAGCACUCUCUCAACAACUGGGAGGACGUCUCGACCGAGUAUCCAAACAACUACUGUGGGGCCAGUGACCAUACAUCCACAUACGGACACAACAAGAGUCCAUCCUGUAACAGGGAGGGUUGAGGUGUCGACGACAGACGCUACCACAUCCCAGCCCUCGCCCUGGUCACCCGUAGUCUACACUACAUCAGCCCCAGCCCCAGCAACCUCAAGGCCAAGCACUCCCUCCGAGAGAGUAACCACCAGAGUAAGCCCCACUACCCAAACCACAUGGAGCACAACAACACUCCGAACGACAUCCAGAGUCACUCCUUCUACCCCAGCGCCUCCUGUGUCCCCCACUGAAACAUCCACUUCAAGCACAACGACUACCAGAAUCACAGAACCCACAACAACACCACGUUCAACUUCAUCCACAGUGAGGACACCACCCGGUUCUCCGACUGUCGUUCCGCACACAGUGUCAGAGUCUGUGUCUUCCGCCCGCACUCCUCAUACCACCGUUAGGGCCGUAACCACGGAACUCACAACUAAAACUGAAGAGGCACCAACCACAAAGACCACGAUUACCUCCUCCAGGCCAGUGGUCACUUUGACAUCAACAGUAGCCCGACCCGAAUUCACCACCACCACCACCACAGAGAGGAUACCCACCACUACUUCUGCCUCCACGCCUACGGUGGAUCUCCGACCCACUCCAGAAGCCACUUCAGCACUGACUGAGAAGUCCACUCUUGGGCCAGACGGAGUGAAGACAUCGACCACUUCAGCACCAGUGACCUCUCCUCUUCCCACAUCGCUCUCUACCAUCGGUGCGGAGCCUGUGAGGAGCACCACAGAGACAUCGCCGUCACCCGUCACUCUGAUUACUUCAGAGGAGUCAUCUGAGGCCCCAGAGACGCCCUCUGAGUUACCCACCACCAUGACGGCUCCAUCUACCAGGAUGUGCACACCACCAUACUCUGAAAUUAUCGAUGACUGCACCAAAUACAUUUGUGUUGGUGGACAACUGGUUUUAUUCAACAAGUCUCAGAGUUGCCCCUAUAACUCCAUUCCUCCUAACUGUGGCUUGCUGGGCUUUGCUAUUCUCGUGAAUGGAGACAAGUGCUGCCCUAAAUGGGAUUGCCCAUGUCGCUGCUCUGUGUUUCCUGACCUUAAUGUCAUUACCUUCGAUGGCAACAGUGUGGCCAUCUACAAGGCAGCCUCCUAUGUGGUGACCCAGCUUCCCAAUGAGACGGUCAGCAUCCUGGUCCAAGAGUGCCCAGUUUCAGACUCGCUGCUUUGGAACUUCACCAACCUCUGUCUGGUAGCGCUGAAUAUAACACACAAUUCACACAAUGUCAUCAUCAACAGGCUUCAGAGAAGGUUAUAUGUGAACUCCAGGUAUGCCAAGCCACGAUUUAAGAAAUAUGGAUUUGAGGUCCUGGACACAGGCAACAUGUAUCUCAUCAGGACUCCAACAGGACUGAAAAUUCAGUGGUUUCACAGCACAGGAAUGAUGGUCCUUGAAACCGACACACACAGCAAAAAACUGCCCACCAUGGGAUUAUGUGGUUGCUGUGAUGGUAAUCCAGCUAAUGACCUGACCCUGUCCAACGGCACGACGGUGGGGGAGAGUGAGGACCCUGCUGUGUUCAUUGACAGCUGGCAGGUCCCCAACACCACCAGCUAUGUCAGUCACAGCCGCAGACGGGAGGUCAACUGCUCCACCAGUGACUGCUCUGAGUGCCUGGCCAUGCUUCACAACAACAGCUUCAUUCCCUGUCAUGAUUAUGUUCCCCCUGCCACCUUCUGUGAACUGUGGGUACGAGAUGCAGAGUAUGUCAACAAUCCAUGCGUGGCCCUGGCUGCAUAUGUCGCUUCUUGUCACAAGUUCAAUGUCUGCAUCGAAUGGAGGAGCCCAGACUAUUGCCCGUUUCUCUGCCCUGAGAAUCUGCGCUACCAGGCGUGCUUGACUACGUGCACUGCUCAGUCCUGUCCCAACCAUGAGUUUGAGUACGACCCUGAGCAGUGCUCCGGCCUGACCGAGGGCUGUGUGUGCCCCGAGGGGACCCUCCUGCACCGGCCCUACUCAUCUCUCUGCAUCCCUCCCACCAAGUGUGCGUGCACCGACAGUUUCGGGACCCCGCGUGCCGUGGGGGAGGUGUGGAAGGCCUCCAAAGAUGGCUGCUGCAUGUAUAGGUGUGAUAAUGACACCAUAGUGCCAGUGGAGUAUAACUGCACUGAGAUGCCCCAGCCUGAGUGUAAGAAAGAUGGAGAGGUGAUCCUCAGCCUGGCAGACGACAAGAGCUGCUGCCCAAAGAAAGCCUGUGUGUGUAAUCAGAGUCUUUGUGACGCUGCCCCUCCUGAGUGUAAGUUUGGAGAGAAGCUGGUGUCAUACUUCAGAGAAGGCUCCUGCUGCCCAGAGUAUGCCUGUGAGUGUGACCCAGGGCUUUGUGAGGCAGAGUUGCCCUCCUGUCGGGACGACCAGAGCCUAAUCGCCACAAAGGCCGAUGGGAGCUGCUGCCUGGCCUAUAUCUGCAUGUGCGACACGUGCCCAGAGAUGAUUCCGAAAUGUGAGGAGGGGGAGCUGCUGACGGUGGACGCCAACAGUACUGAGCGCUGCUGCCCAGUCUAUCACUGUGUUUGUGAGCUGUUCCGCUGUGCUGAGUUUUCCUGUCCUCUGGGCAUGGCUAUAGCCACAGACAGUCUCCCCGGCCGCUGCUGUCCUCAGCGCACAUGUGAGUGUGCAUGUGACAAAAUUCCAAGUCCAAGAUGUGCGCUGGGAGAGAUCACACAACCUGACAGGUCAUUUCAGUCCGACCCCAAAAACCAUUGUGGUUGUAAAAGACAUAAGUGUGUGCGAGACGCUGUCUGUGUGGAUGGGGAGAGGGGUGUGAUGCGGCCAGGCCAGACCAUGGUGGAGCACAGUGACCGGGGGGUGUGUUACACCGCGCGCUGCACCAACACCCUGGACCCGCUCACCGGCUACCACCUCAUCCGAACCGCCAGCACCAACUGCUCCGCCAAGUGCUACCCUAAUCAGAUCUACAUCCCACCCAAAGACCUGUCUGCGUGCUGUGGGGUCUGCGUGAACAUUUCUUGCCUUUACAAGAAUGAAAACAGCUCCGUCACUCUCUAUAAGCCAGGGAAGACGUGGGUGUCCGACUGCAUGAGGUAUGAAUGUGCAGAAACUCAGUCAGGCCCCACCCUCAUCUCAUACACCUACAGCUGCCCUCCUUUCAAUGAGACCGAGUGCAUGAAGAUUGGUGGUACCAUUGUAAGUUACAUGGAUGGAUGCUGUAGAACAUGUAAAGAAGAUGGGAAGUCAUGCCAAAAGGUGACCGUAAGGAUGACAAUCCGAAAAAAUGACUGUCGAAGUAACAGACCGGUGAACAUAGUGUCAUGUGAUGGGAAGUGCCCCUCAGCCAGCAUAUACAACUACAACAUAAACACCUAUGCACGUUUCUGUAAGUGCUGUCGUGAGAUGGGCCUGCAGCGGCGAACCGUCCAGCUGUACUGUAGCGGCAACUCAACCUGGGUCAACUACGCCAUACAGGAGCCCACUGACUGCUCCUGCCAGUGGUCAUAGGUACAGCACCGCACCCAGCAGCUCCUCCAGUGCCAGGGGACACCUGUCUUCCAUGCCCAACCCAGAGCUGGCACCACAGGGGUCAGGGACAGAGGUAGUGCCAGGACCAUCUGAGACCCUACUACAGGGUAGGGACACCUGCCUGAACAUCAGUGACUGGUUUUGGUGAAACAUUAACACUGAGGUUUGUUUUUGAAACGACUGCAGAAUAUUUUCGUUUGAGUAUUUAUUUGACAGAAAUUCAAAACUGUAAUUGUAAUGUACAGAUAGAAAGAUUGGACAUUAAGUUGAAGUCAGGUAACAGGUACAUUCAGAUUUAAAUAUGUCACAUUGGGGCAACAAAUACAGGAUGCAAAGGCCUGUGAGAUAGACAUUGUUUCAGCUGAUUAGAUUCAAAGCAAACCCUAUUUUAAUGGUUACCUCUACUGUCUAAAAAGCUGGGGGGGUGAAAAAUUGAUAGGAUUUACAUAAAAAAUUCCCCAUUUUUUUGUAAAUUUUGAAGACCUGGAUUGAUUUGUUACAGAGGCCAAAAAAAGGUGCUUCACAUAAAAAUAUCUCUAAAGGCAUUUCAGGAAUGGGGUCGCUUUUCGAGUAUCUGUAUGUCUGAAGAAAAACUGUAAUAUUAUAAUUAACACCAAUACUGUCACAACAUACUCUGUUAAAAACCAUGUCCCACCCCAGACCAGCAUAUACUAGCCUCAGAGCACUUAUCUGGAAAGUCUCACCAAAUAAACAGCAUUGUUGAAUAAAGAACCUAGUCGUUUCUACAUGAAACCAGGACACUUGUGUCGUUAUGUGUUAAAUACUGAGUACUAAACACAGGCCACAACAGAACUACAAGUCACAUCAGACAUAUCAUCGGGAAAUAAAUAUCUUCGCCCUUGACAUGCUGGAAGUGGUUACAGAUCUUACGAUCCCAAAUCGUGAGAGCGUACUGUGUGGCAUUAUUCAUUUUAAGAAAAGUGAUAAAGGACAGAACAGCACCGUGUCAUUCAGCUGGGUUGACAAGGG